This is a messenger RNA of Rotaria sordida, 972 nucleotides long. The record is from the annotation of a GenBank genome assembly. Lineage: Eukaryota; Metazoa; Rotifera; Eurotatoria; Philodinida; Philodinidae.
AUGGCUGUAGAAAUUUAUAUUAUUGGGGGUAUAGGUUUUGCUGCUGCUUGUUGGGGAUUGAACAAAUAUUUUGAAGAGAGAAAACAACGAAUGGCACUUAAUCCGUCAGCUCGAAAACCUGUUUCAGGAUUGGAUGACGUGGUCAUAAUCGAACGGCCUGUUCCACAUCAGUUUUGGUCGCAAUACUUAAAUACAGAACAAAAGAUUCAACGUAUAAGAGCACAAUUGAGACUAGAUACUGAAAAUACAGUUAAUAUCGCUGUCUGUGGAAAUAGUGGCACCGGAAAAUCAACAUUUAUUAAUUGUAUUCGUGGUGUUUCAGAUGUUAAGAUGACGAAUGAUUUCGUACAUAACGAAGAUGGAUCAGCACCAGUUGGGAUCACGGAAACAACAAGAAAAAGUAUGGCAUAUCGAUGGUGGAUUCAGAAUCGUGAACGAUAUGUCACUUUAUGGGAUUUACCAGCAGCUGGUACAAUAUCAAACCCUGAUGUAAACUAUUUCGAAGAAAUAGGACUAUAUGCAUUCGAUUGCAUACUGCUUCUUCGAGCUGGUCGUUUUACUCAAUUUGACCUCACAAUCUGUCAACAAGCCCUAAAAUAUAAAAUACCAAUCGUACUGGUGAUAAACAAAGGUGAUCAAGAUGUUUCAAGUAACAAAAAAAUUAAUAUACGUCAGCUUGGUCGUCAGUUGACCAAAGAUGAGUAUGAAGAAGUCAUUUCUCAAACAAAAGCAACUUUGAAAGAAAAUGCACUAGCAGAGCUGAAGUCGAUUCGUAAUGGUGAUGGGAGUAAGUUACAUGAGUUACCAAUGUUUGUCAUUGCUGCACAAAGUUAUCGAGAUCAAUUGAAUCAUAAGUGGGAUCCUCAAGAUAGUCCGGCGUUAGAAACGGAAAACUUACUUGAACAUUGCCUGAUUGUUAUUGUUGAUCAUCUGAUGAAAAGUGAUAAUUAUCAUCAAACAGCUACGAAUUAG